Molecule: messenger RNA, 1884 nt
Organism: Colletotrichum spaethianum
Lineage: Eukaryota; Fungi; Ascomycota; Sordariomycetes; Glomerellales; Glomerellaceae
Product: dehydrogenase xptC
Exons: 6
Coding region: 1-1884 (627 amino acids)
Biological process (GO): secondary metabolite biosynthetic process
Molecular function (GO): flavin adenine dinucleotide binding; oxidoreductase activity, acting on CH-OH group of donors
Source: RefSeq, a predicted model, not a curated record
AUGCCUGGCUUACUCUCCACCACGACGAGGGCCAUCACGGCCCUGUUAGCGUUCAGCUCAUCCGUAAUCGCCAUUCUUGUUCCCCAUCAUGCUACGCUUGCCUCUCGAGAGGCAGUUGCAGAGACUGAGUACGACUUCGUCAUCGCCGGUGGUGGUGUAUCUGGCCUGACAGUGGCGGAUCGGCUCACGGAGGACCCGAGCAUCAAUGUUCUUGUUAUUGAGACUGGGCCCUUUGACAAGGACGAGGAUACUGUCCUCGUACCAGGAGCCUUCCUUCCAGUCCCCUACCUGUGGCUCGGUUUGACGAGCGCGCCGCAGCCCGCGCUAAACAACCGCGAGUUUUCUGUCCCAGCCGGACGUGUCGUUGGCGGUGGCUCCGUUGUGAAUGGUAUGGUCUUUGUCCGCGGUGGAAAGUCAGAGUAUGCUGCCUGGGAAAAACUCGGUGCCAAGGGCUGGGGAUGGGAUGAUCUGUUGCCCUACUUCAGGAAGAGUGAAAACCUCACCACUCCGCCAAAAGACUUUGCGGAAGCUGCCAACAUCUCCUGGGUCGAAUCGGCCCACGGCCACGAUGGUCCUGUUCGCGCGUCUUAUCCUAACUACUUCUUUCCCGGAGCCAAGAACUUCUGGCAAGCUGCAUUGGAAAGCGGACUGACCCCAUCUCCGGACCCGAACGGCGGCGAUAGAGCUGUGGGUCUUUUCAACUUCCCAACACUUGCCGACGCCACGACCCGGACCCGUAGCCACGCCCGGAUCAACCACUACCGGCGCGUCAAGGAGUCGCGGAAUAACUACCAUAUCCUCGCCGAGCACACUGUCUCCAAAAUUCUGUUCAAGGACAAGCAGGCGGUCGGUCUUGAAUAUCUGCCUACAGCAGGUGGUGACAAAACCGAGGUCUUUGCAAAGAAGGAGGUUUUUCUGGCAGCAGGGGCACUUCACACGCCGCAGUUGCUGCAGCUUUCAGGCAUUGGGUCGAAGAAGUUCUUACAGAGCUUUGGGAUUGAUGUCGUUGCCGACUUGCCCGGCGUGGGCGAAAACUUUAUGGAUCAGGGUGAGCUGAAGGUGCCCUACACUUUCGAGAACAACAUCUUCCCCAACAGCGGCGCUCUGGAUAACAAUGCAACCUACAACGCCGAGCAGCGAGCUCUUUACGAUGCCAAGAGAGAAGGCGCUUACACAAUUGUCCGAACACUCAGCACCAACCUCGCUGUCCCUCCCCUCGCCAACACGACCUCCGACUGGAGAGACAUCCUCGCCGCCGCAAAGCGUAAUAAAUUCACUGCAUACCUCGCCCCAGGUACCCCGUCCUCCGUCCAGGAAGGCUACAAGAAGCAGCGCGAGAUUGUCCUGGACCAACUUGCUGGCCAGGACGUUCCACUUGGCAUGGUACACUGGGGCACAGGCAACAGCGUGACGCUGUACUUUUUGCGGGCGCUGAGCCGCGGAUUCGUGAGGAUCAACUCUACUGACCCGCUGCAGCAGCCCGUCAUUGACUUCCGCACGUGUUCGGACCCGAUCGACUUCGAUCUGGCGGUGGCGCUGUUUGAGAAGGGCAAAGAGAUCAUGGCUGCGCCGGCGAUGAAGGUUCUUGGACCCAGAAUGUCUGCGCCGUAUGAAAAGGCUACAAAGGAGGAGCUGAAGAGGCUGCUGGCGGAGAAUAUGACGCCUUCGAAUGCACAUUCCUGCUGUACUGCGGCCAUGGUGCCGAAGGAGAAGGGCGGAGUGGUGGAUACGGAGAUGCAGGUGUAUGGGACCAAGGGCUUGAGGGUUAUUGACGUGAGCUAUUGGCCCAUGGUUCUGACUGCUGCACCUACGGCGACGACAUAUGCUUCUGGUGAGAAGAUUGCCGACAUCAUCAAGAAGAAGUACUUCCUAAAGUCACUUUGA